CAGUUCAAGGAACCCAGGCAUCCAGCUGCCCCACCCCAGCUCUGGGUAAACAGGAAGCUGGGUGAGGGGAGCAGGGGUGUGUGGAAAGUCCCAGCCAGGUGUGUGGGUCUAUGGGGAGGGGGUGGCCCCACCCCUGAGAUAUGAAAGCCCCCCGGCCCUGGCCCUGGCUCAGUCUCAAUGGGGGCCCUGGAGCUGGAGGGCUGGGGGAGGAGGCCCCAGGGGAAGGGCUGCCUCCUGCUGGCUGUGGCAGGAGCCGCCUCCCUGGUGACCCUGCUGCUGGCUGUGCCCAUCACUGUGCUGGCCGUGCUGGUCGCGGCGCCCCCGAAGCCAGGGCUGGUGGCAGAGCCCCCUCACCCCGGGGCACAAGCACAGGCCCAGCAGCGACUGGGGUCCCAGGAGCUGCCGGAGCAGGACGCAGAAACCGACCCCAGCCCCGGGCCCCCGGCGGCCCACCUCAUAGGCGCCUGGACGCAGGGCGGCGGGCUGGGCUGGGAGGCGGCGAAGGAGGAGGCGUUCGUGCGGAGCGGCGCGCAGUUCGGCGCCGCGGGGCUGGCGCUGCCGCGGGACGGCCUCUACUACCUCUACUGCCACGUGGGCUACCGCGGCCGGGCGCCCCCCGCGGACCGCGGCCCCCUCGCCCGCGGGCUCACGCUGCAGAGCCGGCUGUACCGGGCGGGCGGCGCCUACGGCCGCGGGGCCCCCGAGCUGCUGCUGGAGGGCGCGGAGACCGUGCGCCCCGCGCUGGACGCGGCCGGGAGGCUCUGGUACGCGAGCGUGGGCUUCGGCGGCCUGGCGCGGCUGCGGCGGGGCGAGCGCGUGUUCGUCAACAUCAGCCACCCCGACCUGGUGGACUCCCGCCGCGGGAAGACCUUCUUCGGGGCGGUGAUGGUGGGCUGACGGCGGCCGGGAGCGGACAAUAAAGCGCGCCGCCGGCGAGCGA
Eptesicus fuscus (big brown bat) is the source of this 940-nucleotide messenger RNA. RefSeq names its product lymphotoxin beta (gene LTB). Gene Ontology annotation, molecular function: tumor necrosis factor receptor binding; CD40 receptor binding. NCBI's taxonomy places the organism in Eukaryota, Metazoa, Chordata, Mammalia, Chiroptera, Vespertilionidae. Gene Ontology annotation, cellular component: membrane. Gene Ontology annotation, biological process: immune response. The record is from RefSeq and is a predicted model, not a curated record. The transcript is spliced from 4 exons. The coding region runs from base 178 to 897 and encodes 239 amino acids.